Ramularia collo-cygni is the source of this 582-nucleotide messenger RNA. RefSeq names its product ribosomal protein S4. The record is from RefSeq and is a predicted model, not a curated record. Lineage: Eukaryota; Fungi; Ascomycota; Dothideomycetes; Mycosphaerellales; Mycosphaerellaceae. Gene Ontology annotation, biological process: translation; positive regulation of translational fidelity. The transcript is spliced from 5 exons. Gene Ontology annotation, cellular component: cytosolic small ribosomal subunit. Gene Ontology annotation, molecular function: rRNA binding; structural constituent of ribosome. Bases 1 to 582 code for a protein of 193 amino acids.
AUGGUCCAACGCAGUUACUCCAAGACCUACAAGGUCCCACGUCGUCCCUUCGAGUCGGCUCGUCUUGACUCCGAGUUGAAGACCGUUGGCGAAUAUGGCCUGCGCAACAAGCGUGAGGUGUGGCGUGUCCUGCUCACCCUCUCCAAGAUUCGUCGUGCUGCCCGUCAGCUCCUCACCAUGGACGAGAAGGACCCCAAGCGUCUGUUCGAAGGAAACGCCCUCAUUCGUCGUCUGGUCCGUGUCGGUGUGCUCGACGAGUCCCGCAUGAAGCUCGAUUACGUGCUUGCCCUUAAGGUUGAGGAUUUCUUGGAGCGUCGUCUCCAGACUUGCGUUUACAAGCUCGGCCUUGCCAAGUCCAUCCACCACGCCCGUGUCCUCAUUCGCCAGCGCCACAUCCGCGUCGGAAAGCAGAUCGUCAACGUCCCAUCGUUCAUCGUCCGUCUCGACUCGCAGAAGCACAUUGACUUCGCCCUCACCUCGCCAUUUGGUGGUGGACGUCCAGGUCGUGUGCGGAGAAAGAAGGCCGCCGCUGCCGCCAGCAAGGACGCCGGUGGUGACGACGCCGAGGAGGAGGAGGAGUAG